CUUUUUUCUUCAUACUUUCAACUGUCGUAUUUACAGCUCAUUAGAUCUCAUUCCUUAUUCCAUCUCACUUUGUUGCAUUUCCCUACAUUCAAGAAAAAUGGUGACCACUCUAGAGAUGUUGGCUGCAACUGUGCCUAACAGUGCUAACCUAUCAAAGAACCCUCCCUCCCCUUCUUCAAAAUCAACCACAAGUACAACGGGAACAAUCGAUGAUGAUAAUGAGAGCUCUUCUCAACACAUAUUCACUGUCGCAGCUCGCUCUUUAAAAGACUGCGCAGAUCUACUUUUGUCCAUCAAGGAUGCGGUUGCUGCAGAAAAAGAGGCUGAGCAGGACGAAGGCAAACACUCAGAUGUAAAUAGCAAGAAAGAAUCAUCGAUCAAGGCCAUUACGCCUUGUAAACGUUCUGAGAUUUAUACUAAACCAUCAGCCUUGGCCUGUCAAGGCACGAUUGGAAAGCAUGUUCGACACCUCCAUGAUCACUACCGUAUUCUUCUCACUUCUUAUCCUCCAUGCAUGGGCUCUGAUAAGCAUGAAUGGUCUGUGGACUAUGAUCAUCGGUCUCGGGAGAUCCCUAUGGAAACAGAUAUCGACGUCGCUAUCAGCGAACUUCAAAAGCUGCAACAUGCACUCGAGCGGUGUCGGUCACACCCACAAGAAGCAUCAUCAUUGAAGAUGACAACAGACUUAUCUAGUCCGGUAAAACUUCAGGCUACCAUUGAUCCUUCACAUGCACCUGUUACUUUCGAAACGACAUUUGGGCGUGAGCUCUGGUUCUGUAGUCUUCAUGCGGUCCAUCACUUUGCCAUGAUCAAAGUCAUUUGCAGUGAAUUCGGCAUAACAUCAACAGAGGGAUUCGGUGUUGCGCCUUCAACUCUCAAAAACAGGAUGAAAGCGUAGCAUAAUAACCGAUUUUUAUCCCAUUUUUGCUUGACGAAAUUUUGAAUUAGUUAUUUUCUAUUCACAGAUUAAUAAAGGAACUG
Lobosporangium transversale is the source of this 981-nucleotide messenger RNA. RefSeq lists its product as hypothetical. NCBI's taxonomy places the organism in Eukaryota, Fungi, Mortierellomycota, Mortierellomycetes, Mortierellales, Mortierellaceae. The transcript has 4 exons. The record is from RefSeq and is a predicted model, not a curated record. Bases 98 to 898 code for a protein of 266 amino acids.